Penicillium verhagenii is the source of this 603-nucleotide messenger RNA. RefSeq names its product NudC domain-containing protein. The coding region runs from base 1 to 603 and encodes 200 amino acids. NCBI's taxonomy places the organism in Eukaryota, Fungi, Ascomycota, Eurotiomycetes, Eurotiales, Aspergillaceae. Gene Ontology annotation, cellular component: cytoplasm. Gene Ontology annotation, biological process: protein folding. The transcript has 3 exons. The record is from RefSeq and is a predicted model, not a curated record.
AUGUCCUCCGCCGACCCGGAUCAGAACCUUUCCCCGGCCGAGCUGGCCCAGCGCGACCGCGAGGAGAAGGAACGCCAGGCUGCUGAAGCUGCCGAGCAGGCCCAGCUUCCCUACCAAUGGACCCAGUCCAUCCGCGACCUUGACCUGACGGCGCCGAUCCCUGCCAAUAUCAAGGGUCGCGAUAUGGAGGUUAUUCUGACCAAGUCGAAGAUCCGCGUCGCUAUUAAAGGCCAGGAUCCUAUCAUCGAGGGUGACUUCCCCCACCCCAUUCUCGUCGACGAAUCAUCCUGGACUCUCGAAACAACCUCCAAGCCCCCCGGCAAGGAAGUCAGCAUCCACCUCGACAAGGUCAACAAGGUGGAGUGGUGGCCGCAUGUUGUCAAGGGUGCUCCCAAGAUCGACGUUACCAAGAUCACACCCGAGAACUCGAGCCUGAGUGACCUGGAUGGCGAGACUCGCGCCAUGGUGGAGAAGAUGAUGUAUGAUCAGCGCCAAAAGGAGGCCGGUGGCUUGACUAGCGACGAGCAGAAGAAAAAGGAGCUUUUGGAGAAGUUCAAGGCUGAUCACCCGGAGAUGGAUUUCUCUAAUGCUCAGAUCAGUUAA